AUGAAUCUCCUCCAUCUUCGCCCUUCUCCGGCUGCCAUCUUCCCUCCCUCUGCACUCCACCGCAUCUAUCUCAAAGCGAAGAGAAAAAAAACCAAAACGCAGCAACUCAAAUUCCACCAGAGAGCCGAUGGCGUUGUUCCCAUUGCGAGCUUACCCUAUCCGAAGUCAUCUCCCACCCCUCUCCUCAUAUCCGAGACGUCCACCUCCCUUACCACCGAAGAAGCCCUCGAGCGCAUAUUUCUCAACCUGCACUCCGCUCUCGCUGGAGGUAUCCACAUUGAACCCUCCACUUUCUCCUCCCUCCUGGAGCUCUGCUUCCGCAUCGAUCCUUCCCAGCGCCGAGCAGCCGCUCUGCACCGCCUCAUCCCGGCCUCCCUUCUCCAUUCUAGCGCCAACAUCUCCUCUAAGUUGAUUCGUCUCUACGCAUCCAGCGGCCUUGUAGAGAAAGCCCACAACCUCUUCGACAACUUGCCCCCCAGUCAUAAAACCGCAGCUUUCCCCUGGAACGCUCUCAUUUCCGGCUACGCAGACAUCGGUCUUCACGAGGAUGCUAUGGCACUCUACCAUCAGAUGGAGGAAGAAGGUGUCGAGCCGGACCGAUUUACUUUCCCUCGUGUCAUCAAAGCAUGCGCUAGUAUCGGAUCCAUCCCUCAUGGCGAGUCUGUACAUCGCCACCUCGUACGCUCCGGUUUCGCCACCGAACCUUUCGCGCUCAACGCGCUCGUCGACAUGUAUGCCAAGUGCGGUGACAUUGCCCGCGCCCGCCGUAUCUUCGAUCAGAUCCUCGAUCGGGAUCCCGUCGCCUGGAACUCCAUGAUUAACGGGUACAUCCGCCAUGGCUUAUUUGCGGAGGCCAUUGAAACGUGCAGAAGAAUGCUAGUUGGUGGUCUUGAGUUAGAUACUGUGACCAUCUCCUCGUUGCUUGCUGGUUGUGCUUCUUCGAAGUGCAACAUGGGUCUGGAGAUCCAUGGCUGGAUCCUCCGCCGCGGGCUUCUGCUGGGUGUAUCUGUAGCCAACUCUUUGAUCACUAUGUACUCUAUGCUCGGCCAAUUAGACCGUGCGAAGUUCAUUUUCAGUACCAUGCCGGAGAAGGAUUUGGUCUCCUGGAAUGCCAUUAUUUCUGCCAGCAGAAGAGACCGGCGGGUGCUCAGUAUAUUCCGGCAGAUGGAGGAUUCAGGUGUGUCGCCGGACGGCAUAACGUUUGUAUCAUUGCUCUCGGCUUGUGCUAAUUUGGGCCUUGUUGAAGAUGGCCGGAAAAAAGAGCAAAAGAAUUAG
Molecule: messenger RNA, 1275 nt
Organism: Phalaenopsis equestris
Lineage: Eukaryota; Viridiplantae; Streptophyta; Magnoliopsida; Asparagales; Orchidaceae
Product: pentatricopeptide repeat-containing protein At4g25270, chloroplastic-like
Exons: 1
Coding region: 1-1275 (424 amino acids)
Biological process (GO): RNA modification
Molecular function (GO): protein binding; RNA binding
Source: RefSeq, a predicted model, not a curated record